GUUGUUGCAUGCUGUGUGGAUGAUACACAUUUAACUCAACUAUAGUUUACUGAUUAAAGUAGUUUAAUAUAUACAAGUAUAUCAGUGUAAACUAGACUAAUUUCUCGUAUAAUCGGCGAUCGUCAUCUAAACUAAUGCUUGUUUAGAUAAAUGUUUAUGUUAGCAAUGUAGCUAACCAUCACACUCUGCAAACCACAACGUAUCAUCUAAAUUGAACAGACUGAUGAUUUUGGAUCCAGCUGCAAGCCUACACAUGUCUAAAGAAAAGCUAAAGCAGCACAAGUCUUCUGAUGGUGCUGAAACACAACAGCAGGUUAAAGACGGUGUGGGAAAAACCAAAGCAGGUAAGAAAAGGAAGUAUUUUUAUGAGCACCAGCAGAAGAAACCAAAAGAAAUGAAGAUGGGCUUGUUUAGUCCACCAACACAAGCUGAAGAUUUCUCAGCCAACUGGAAAACUCUGCUGGGGAUGCUCAACUCAACUGAAAAGACUUCCAGUUCCAAGAAACCCGAGUCACAUCAAAAUAAAGAAUCACACAAAACUGUACAUAAAGAAGCAAAAGACACUAAGAAACAGACCCAGAAAUCACAUAAAGACUUAUAUAAAGCUUCAGAAAGAGUAAAAAUACCAAGAUCACAAAAGGCACAAGAGGAACAGAACGGGGACGGUUCCAAACAGCAUAAAACUGAGAAGAAAAGAAUGAAGGAUGGCGAAAGAGGACGAGAGAAACAAAAGAACAAAGGAAAAGACAUUGAAACUGUGGAAAAGAAAACUACAGAGGCAGAUAUCUGGUUUGAUGACGUCGACCCUGAUGACAUUGAGGCUGCCGUUGGUUUGGAGGCUGCUAACAUUGCAAGGAAGAUGAGUGGCAAAAGUGCAGAAAGGAACACGGAACAGUUGCUGGUCAAAGAGAAUUCUUGCGAUGGAUUGACGCGUGCUGUUGCGAUGGACUGCGAGAUGGUGGGCGUGGGGCCUGAUGGAGAGGAAAGCAUGCUGGCGCGCGUCUCCAUCGUCAACUACUUCGGCAAGUGCUUGUAUGACAAAUACGUCAAACCCACGGAGAGAGUCACAGACUACAGAACAGCUGUGAGCGGGAUCCGACCUGCUGACAUUAAAGACGGCGAGGUCUUUAAGACGGUACAGAUGGAGGUCGCUCAGAUUCUUAAGGGACGAAUACUAGUAGGACACGCCAUCCAUAACGACUUAAAGAUUUUGUUGCUGGAUCAUCCAAAGAAGAAUAUCAGGGACACACAGAAGUACAAACCUUUUAGGAGAAUUGCAAAGAGUGGACGUCCAGCAUUGAGAGUUUUGUGUCGAGAGAUUCUACACGUGAAGGUCCAACAUGGAGAGCACUCUUCUGUCCAGGAUGCUCAGGCGACCAUGCGCUUGUACACAAUGGUGAAGAAGAAGUGGGAGGUGGAAAUAAAAGCCAGCAAGGGGCAGACCAAGGGCCAGAAAAGCCCACGCCAACCCAAAGUUAAAACUGAUUUAAAUAGAUCUUAAACCCGUUACUCACAUGGUCAAAAACUUUGACUGAUGCUGUCUGAUUUUGGGUUGUCUUGAAAGAUCACUGUUUUAUACACAUCUGCUGAUUAUCAGGUUUUAUUGCAUAUACAAUUAUAUAUGUAUGAUGUGUAUAUUAAACCCCUGUUGGCUAAACUGUGUAUGUUCCUCACAUACAAAUUACAUUUUUAUGAGACUUUAAUGCAGUUCCAGUGUUAAGAACAACAUAUAUUUGUUUUUAGACCCACUGGAACAUUGUCAG
Molecule: messenger RNA, 1763 nt
Organism: Trichomycterus rosablanca
Lineage: Eukaryota; Metazoa; Chordata; Actinopteri; Siluriformes; Trichomycteridae
Gene: rexo4
Product: REX4 homolog, 3'-5' exonuclease
Exons: 8
Coding region: 224-1501 (425 amino acids)
Biological process (GO): rRNA processing; DNA catabolic process
Cellular component (GO): nucleus
Molecular function (GO): 3'-5' exonuclease activity; nucleic acid binding
Source: RefSeq, a predicted model, not a curated record